Messenger RNA from Helobdella robusta, 1068 nucleotides. RefSeq lists its product as hypothetical. The annotation marks the transcript as partial. Lineage: Eukaryota; Metazoa; Annelida; Clitellata; Rhynchobdellida; Glossiphoniidae. The transcript is spliced from 3 exons. The record is from RefSeq and is a predicted model, not a curated record.
GCAAACAUUGACGAUGGAAUCGACCGACUGAAUCGUUACUACACUUGCUGCAUACUGCUGGCUGCCACAACCAUCGUCAGUUUGAAGCAGUACGCUGGCUCACCAAUCGACUGCUGGUGUCCAGGCAAUUUCGCCCCAUCUCACGUUGAUUAUGCUAAUUCAAUUUGUUGGGUUAAUGGUACCUAUUUCGCACCUUUUGAAGAAGCCAUUCCUCGAGAUAUCAAGCUAAGAUCUUUCGUCCUUUAUUACCAGUGGAUUCCGUUUUUGCUGGUCGGGCAGGCAGUGACAUUUUUUUCGCCGUACAUACUCUGGCAGUUUUGUCUAAAAAAUUUGGGAAUUAACUUAUUCGCGAUUGUCAAUGUUAAAGAUGACAAUUUUGAUUACCAUCGUUCGGAAAAGGAGCGUUCAACUGCUGCCAGCUACUGCAAACAAAUUGUUGGAUAUCUGAAAAGAUGCUAUCGGUGGCUUGUGAGAUGUUCGCGGUGUUUCAUCAUCAACCCACUAAGUGAUAAGUUAUCAUUCUUGUAUCUUACAACGAAACUCAUUUACCUAUGCAACGUGAUGUUAAACAUCGUCAUCGUUGAUUCCUUACUCGUGAAGAAACUUUUCUCAUCAACUUUCUCAAAUCACUCAAAGAUAAAUUUCAAUAUUAACGAGUUCAGCGACGUCUUCCAACUUGAUCCUAGCAGGUUUCCGAAAGUGACGCUCUGUGAUUUUUUGAUUCGUCAGCAAAUAAACGUCCACCGAUACACCGUGCAAUGUGUGCUGCCCAUCAACUUAAUAAACGAAAAAGUUUUCAUCUUCCUUCUUGCCUGGUUCUUCUUCCUUUUCAGUUUGACUACAACCAACUUUUUGAACUGGCUGGCUAGGCUCUGGUUUGUCUUUUGCCAGGCAAACUCCAUCCACCAGCGUUUGAAAUCGGCAGAUCGUUUCAACAACCUUAGCAGACAAAUGACAUCAAAAUUCGUUCGUGACUACUUGAAACGCGAUGGGUUAUUGGUGAUGGACUUAAUUUCACUGAACGCCAACGAUCAGGAUUUGGUAACUGAGAUUUUGUUCCAUCUGUGG